Cokeromyces recurvatus is the source of this 2244-nucleotide messenger RNA. RefSeq names its product muts domain V-domain-containing protein. The record is from RefSeq and is a predicted model, not a curated record. Lineage: Eukaryota; Fungi; Mucoromycota; Mucoromycetes; Mucorales; Mucoraceae. Gene Ontology annotation, molecular function: mismatched DNA binding; ATP-dependent DNA damage sensor activity; ATP binding. The transcript has 15 exons. Gene Ontology annotation, cellular component: nucleus. Gene Ontology annotation, biological process: reciprocal meiotic recombination; mismatch repair. Bases 1 to 2244 code for a protein of 747 amino acids.
AUGUAUCCAGUGCAAUCCACUCAUUAUCAGAGUAACAAUGCAGCAAUUCGACCCAUCACUACAGGUAUAGUAGCUACUAAUAAGAAAGCAUCUAUUUCAUCAUCUCCAAGACGUAUUAUGGCUAUUACAGAAGGUCGUGGAGUAGCUAUUGAGAUAGGUAUCUGUAUAUUUGAUAUGAAUAGUUGUGAAGUUAUAAUAUGUCAGUUAGCAGAUUCACAAACGUUUUCUAGAACUAUACAAAAGAUAAACUUGAAUGAUCCUCAGGAGAUAUUAAUGCCUACAUAUACAACAACUGUAGAUAAUGAUGAUACCUCUGCUGAAGAUAGUAGUAAGCUAAGUCAGUUACUGAAAAUGCAUUUUCCUUUUAUCUCAAUUCAUUCUAUACCACGAAAAUGCUUUAAUGAUGAAAUUGGAAAGCAAUAUAUCUGUACUUAUGGGCUUCAAGAAGACAUACCUGGUUUGCUUGUUGGUGUCUCUACAAAAUACUAUUGUCUUGCUGCUAUUUCUGGUGUAUUCUAUUAUAUACGAGAAAAUGAAAGCUUUACCUUUGCUGAUCAUACUAUUAAAUUUUCAUAUCAAGGAGUAGAAGAUACAAUUACAGUAAAGAAUUUAGAACUUGUAUCUAACACAGUCAAUAGCUAUACUCAAAAUACACUCUUACAUGUCUUGGAUCAUACAGUGACACCUAUGGGCAAAAGAUUACUUCGAAUGAAUAUCCUACAACCACCAUGCUCCUUAAACGUGAUUGAGGAUAGACUAAAUGCUGUAGAGCAACUUAGUAGUAGCAGUGAAGAAUAUCUUUUCAGUAUACAAUCCUAUUUAAAACAGUUGACUGAUUUAGAUUAUACCAUAGCUUACAUCAUCAAACUUCCUUAUAAAAAUCGCAUUACAAAACGAAAGCAACAAGCUAUACCUACUGUUCAACAUUCGGAAACUAAAGUGAAUCAAUUAAUUUAUUUAAAACAUGCAAUAAAGAUAAUUCAAGCUAUUUCAAAGACUUUAUCUAAAAGAGCAACUGUACAGUGUUCUGACAAAGAAAAUAAUCAUAAUGAUUGUUUAUUAUUGGAUACAAUAUAUAGAACAAGCCUAGGUAUUCGAAAUCAAAAAUGUUAUGCAGUAAAGGCUGGAGUAAAUGGAUUGUUAGAUGUAGCUAGGCAAACUUAUAAAGAAACAACAGAAGAUAUUUAUGAAUUAGUAGCUCAAUAUAAUGAAACUUAUAGUUUGCAAAUGAAACUUUAUUUUACUGCUGCUAAUGGGUUUUACAUUACAAUGCCUACCAGUCAACUUACAUCAGAAAAGGGAUUACCUCCUGAAUUUAUUAACGUUAUAAGGAAAAAGAAAACUUUACAAUUUACUACUAUUGAAUUGCUUCAAAAGAAUAGUAGAAUAAAUGAAUCUUUAACAGAAGUAUAUCUCAUGUCAGACAGAAUCGUAACAGAGUUAUUACAAAAAUUUAGGGAAAAUAUAAACAUUUUAUACAAGUCUUCUGAGGCAAUUGCACUUUUAGAUCUACUUUUAUCAUUUGCUUCUUGUAAUUUAUCCUUUGAUUAUGUUCGUCCUCAAUUCUCUAAUACAUUGGUGGUCAAAUCGGGUCGUCAUCCAAUUCUUGAUCGAAUUUUAUCUUUUUCAUUUGUUCCUAAUGAUAUAUUUGCUUCAUUAUCUAGCAGUUUCCAAUUUGUUACAGGUCCUAAUAUGAGUGGUAAAUCCACUUAUUUGAGACAGAUUGCAUUAUUGACUAUCAUGGCUCAAAUAGGAUCCUUUGUUCCAGCUGAAUAUGCUUGUCUUCGUUUGAGCGAUCGACUACUUUCAAGAUUAGCAAAUGAUAAUACAUUUUCUGAUAUUGGAACAUCCUCCUUUAUGUCAGAAAUGAGAGAAACAGCGUAUUUAUUGCAACAUAUCACUAAUACAAGUAUUGUGAUUAUUGAUGAACUAGGUAGAGGUACUUCACCCAAUGAUGCACUAGGUAUAACAGCGGCUGUUUGCGAAGAUCUCAUUAGAACAAAGGCUUUCUGCUUCUUUGCAACCCAUUUACACGAAUUAACUUGUACACUGAAUAUAUAUCCUAACGUUGUUAAUUUGCAUUUCAAAGUGAAUGUCACUAAACAAGGGAAAAACGACUGUACAGUAGACUACCAAUAUAAAAUUGAAGAUGGGAACUUGAAUGCAGAAAAUCAUUAUGGUAAUUUAUUAUUAUUAUUAUUAUUUUCCUUGGGAAAGUUAUUAAUUUAUCUUGUGUUUUUGUAG